This is a messenger RNA of Penicillium longicatenatum, 558 nucleotides long. RefSeq lists its product as uncharacterized. The transcript has a single exon. Lineage: Eukaryota; Fungi; Ascomycota; Eurotiomycetes; Eurotiales; Aspergillaceae. Bases 1 to 558 code for a protein of 185 amino acids. The record is from RefSeq and is a predicted model, not a curated record.
AUGGACAAUCGACAUACUGGUGCCUCCGACGUGGAAGAGGAGAGGCAUACGCUCGACUACGCCAAUGCCUCCGGCAUGGGAGAUGAGGGAGAAGCGAUCGAACAAUGGCUGCGUUUAUGUAAAGCUGUUGGAUAUUGUAUCAAACACUUGACAAAUCGAGCGUCGUCUCUACUGCGGGACGCCGCACAAGACCUGGAAGACGACAGAAAUAUGGUCAAACAAUGCCUUCGUAUAUGUGAAGCUGCAUACGAAUACUCGACAAGUCAAGAGCCACCUCAACUGCAGCGAUUUCCGGAGGGAAGCCAGGGUAGUGCAGACACCAAUAGCCUCUUUCAACAAGCCUUAAAUCCCCAUAUACGGAGUAUGGAUUCUAGGGGCAACGCUUUCUAUCGCAAAACAUUCAAGGAGGAGCUGAUUGCCGAAGGCAGUCAAGUAGUAGUUGAUACGCCGAAUCAUGAGGUCCGUUUCCAUGGGCAGCAUGGGCGUGCAAGGCAGCUAGUUGGCUUAGGGGCGACAAAGGAAGAACUUCGAGAUCUAGUCGAUCGUCAAUAUAGAUAA